GUAAAGAGCUACAUCUUGAUCGAUAUAAGCAAGUUUAUACAUUCCACGCCCCUCGCUGUUCGUGCCAUGUUCUGACCCCGAGCAACAUCAACUAUGGCGGGCCUGUUCUCAUCGUUCACGAAGAAGACUACCUCCUAUCAGCCGGUAGUGAAGGAAGAGGAGACUCAAUAUCGAGACUCCGACUCCAUCACUUCACCAACUGAAGGUUUCAUCAGUCAUGAACAGAAGUCCUUCCAGGAAGGCCCGAAGUCUAGAAGAUGGCUUUGGCCCGUUGUUCACCUCUUCAUCUUAACUACUUACACGAUCAUCUAUGCUGUCUUGGUCAAGCAGGGAAUUAUCGCUGCAAAAUCAUAUAAGCAUACAGUAUGGUCUCCUGCCUAUGAAGCCGUGGUGAAAGAACCCAUGGAAUACCAAGGGCAGCUGAGAAUAGUAUCGCCGUACCAAGGUCCUCCAUCCCCUGAGGUCGACAAGGCGUGGAAGGAACUUCUGCAAUACUCAAAUAUCCGCGUAUCAGGUGAAGACCUGAGGAAAGUCAAUAAGACCUCGAUCCCAAUGCCCGGUGAGGAGGACAGCUACUGGGUCGAACUUAGUGUUGUUCAUGAACUACACUGUAUUAAACGACUUCGCCAGUACUGGUUCAGUGACUAUUAUUUCCCCAACAUCACAGAGGAGGACCGUCGACUGAACUGGCUUCAUAAUGACCACUGCCUCGAGAUUCUCCGCCAAUCCGUCAUGUGCCACGCCGAUGUGUCCAUGAUCACGAUGACGUGGGAGCCAACCUCCGUGUUCCCGGCCGCCGACUUCCAAAACGUGCAUGAGUGCACGAACUGGGACAUACUGUAUGAAUGGCAGAAGGAAAGAUCUGUCGAUCUCAUGCAACCUGGCCUCUUAGUCCACCCAUACCUCGGGGUACCGUUCCCUGAAGGACAUUAUGAUGGCGUCGGAGCUGCUGACCCCGAGCACGCCAUCGGCACGGAUGGCGAGCUCCCUGAAGAGCUGGUGGAGAUGGGUCUUCGCGAGGGCCACAAACGUUUCGUGACAAGUCGAAACCAAGGAGGAAAGGUAAACCAGGCAAGGGGCCUGGAGACAUGCGUUAUCAUAAGCGCAAGAGCAAGAGAAGGAUCUAACAAGAAUAAUCAAUUCGCAUAUCGCGACGGGUCUUUCUAGCAAGGUCAUGGCUGGUCUAGACGACGUGAACCUGGGGUCCUUGGAGAUCUAUUGAAGAAGGCUGGAUACGAAAGGAAGGUCGUAAUUGAAAGAUACCUAUUUACGAACCUUGAGGAAUAUUAAAAGUCCUCAAGCGUUUAUUUAGUAAGCCACUCCAUGAAGAGUUCUAAAUCCCAAGAAACAUACCAGGUAUCUCGUCAAGU
Messenger RNA from Annulohypoxylon truncatum, 1370 nucleotides. RefSeq lists its product as uncharacterized. The transcript is spliced from 5 exons. The record is from RefSeq and is a predicted model, not a curated record. The coding region runs from base 94 to 1167 and encodes 357 amino acids. Lineage: Eukaryota; Fungi; Ascomycota; Sordariomycetes; Xylariales; Hypoxylaceae. Gene Ontology annotation, biological process: mycotoxin biosynthetic process.